AUGUAUCUACUUCCCCUAUUGUUUUUAACUACUCGAGUAGUAGCCGGCACAAUUGAGUUAGCAUCGAGACCGAGUGCAUCCGACAAUGACUCUGCCUAUUCUGAGUCGGCCAGUUCUGCCCUUACACCACUCGGGUAUGCUGCAGCCUUUGUGAACACUGAUGUAUUGGCUAGUGGGGAUGGUUAUAUAGAAGAUUUCACAUUGGUAGACUACGACGUUGACGCGUGUGCGGAACGGUGUAGCGGCAACAAAGAAUGUGUUGCUUUCAAUAUCUACUUCAAGCCGGAUCACCCCGAAACUUCGUCAAACGAUAAGACAGCGGCCAUCGAGUGUGCUCUAUGGUCUAAGCCACUAAGUCUCCCGGACACAGAGAUUGGCAGCGAUGUUGUUGCCGGAAGUAAUGCUUACAAUCAAGAAAAGGCUCUGGCGGGUCCAGGGCCUGGAUCAGUACAGACACUCCCGAUCAAGUUUCCCAGCGUGACGCAACUUGGGGAUACUUAUUAUUCCGUGGAACUGACGUGCGAUGGCCAACGGAUGCCUGUCAUGCUUGAUACAGGCUCCGCUGAUCUGUUUCUUGUAUCCAACGAGUGCCCGAACACCCCCACUAGUGGAUGUUACAACAGCACGCCCUUCGAGAUCCAGCCGACGACAAACAUGCCAGUGAACCAAAGUUUCUUUACAAUUGUUGGGACUGGGCCAGUAUUUGGCAAUCAGUCUAUCUUGGAUGUCCAAUUUGGUACAAAGGACAUUAUUGCAAGAGACUUGGAUGUCGGUCUUGUUUACAACGCUGUGCAGAUGGAGUUUCAGAAUGGAAGCUUUUCUGGAAUACUAGGCAUGGGUCUCCGAAAUGUUUCUCGGCAGUUCUACCAUCUUAAAGAAGGUCGUUUGACGAUAGGUGGCAUCGACAAGGAAGCCUCGAAUGGACGGAAGAUAACAUACAGCGACAUAGUAGACAGCCCCAAUUAUAAUUAUCCAGUGGCCCCUCCAGCACCGCAGCUCUGGUCUAUCACCGUUGAUGGGAUGAGGUUUAACGGCAAAAACAUUUCCCUACCAGCAAGUGGUAUUGUUUCAGGAUCGCCGUAUAUUGCAGCUAUAGACAGUGGGACGUCAUUUAUGGCUGUUGGUGGCGUAGUGUUCGACCAGAUCGCAGACAACAUCAUUGGCCCAUCGCAAUCAUCAGGCCUGGUUGCCUCAUUCGAUUGCUCAACACCACAGCAUUUGGAGAUCAAAAUAAAUGGCCAGUGGAUUGAUAUCAAUCCUCUCGACUUGAUCACUCCAGGAGACUGGUUUAUCCUAAAUGGAACACAAAUGUGUCGAGCUUCUGUCAACGCGCAGAGCCUGUCAUUGGCUGACUCAAUAUUGGGCGUUCCAUUUCUCCGUAACAUUUUGGCAGUUUUUGACUACGUGUCAGAUGAUAUGUACUCCGUUCAACCGAGGGUUGGCAUCGCUCCCUUGACUAAUUGGUCCUUGGCUUUGGAGCAAUAUAAAUUGUCGUACCAGGCGAGAGUUGGCGCACAAAUACCUUUUCCUGGCUUCUAA
Messenger RNA from Fusarium fujikuroi IMI 58289, 1539 nucleotides. RefSeq lists its product as uncharacterized. Gene Ontology annotation, molecular function: aspartic-type endopeptidase activity. Lineage: Eukaryota; Fungi; Ascomycota; Sordariomycetes; Hypocreales; Nectriaceae. The transcript is spliced from 7 exons. Bases 1 to 1539 code for a protein of 512 amino acids. The record is from RefSeq and is a predicted model, not a curated record. Gene Ontology annotation, biological process: proteolysis.